This is a messenger RNA of Prunus dulcis (almond), 699 nucleotides long. RefSeq lists its product as uncharacterized. Gene Ontology annotation, biological process: DNA integration. The transcript is spliced from 2 exons. The record is from RefSeq and is a predicted model, not a curated record. Bases 1 to 699 code for a protein of 232 amino acids. Gene Ontology annotation, molecular function: nucleic acid binding. Lineage: Eukaryota; Viridiplantae; Streptophyta; Magnoliopsida; Rosales; Rosaceae.
AUGCAACAAGACAAGACAUUGCAGAAGCAGCAGGGUGGAUUGCUAGAGCCACUUCCUGUUCCAACCAGACCAUGGGAGAGUUUGUCCAUGGACUUCAUUGUGAGUCUACCCAAGUCGAAAGGGUCUGGCUUAAUUUUGGUGGUGGUCGACAGGUUCACCAAGUAUGCCACCUUCAUCCCUGCACCAGUGGAUUGCAAUACGGAGGAAGCUGCACGCUUGUUUCUGAAGCAUGUGGUGAAGUAUUGGGGUUUCCCCAAGAGUAUUAUUAGUGACCGUGACACUCGCUUCAUGUCGACAAGGUCAAGUCCUUUUGAGUUGGCAACAAGACAACAACCUAUAACAUCGAACACAGUGGUGUCAGGCUACACGGGGAGUAGCCCUGCUGCAUACAAGACGGCCAAGGAGUGGCAGGUGACUAAUGAGCCAGCUCGGGCUCAAUUGGAGAAGGCAACUAGGAAGAUGAAGAAAUGGGCGGACAAGCAUCGGCGGGACGUUGUGUUCCUACUAGGUGAUCUGGUCUUUGUGAAGCUCAACCCUUCUCAACACAAGUCCACUAGAAGAUUGCACAAGGCGUUGUUGAGGAGAUAUGAGGGCCCAUUUCCUAUUAUCCAAUCAGUGGGAAGAGCUGCUUACCACGUGAAACUACCACCUCGAUUGAAGAUUCAUCCGGCGUUCCACGUGAGCAAUCUCAAGCCCUAG